Perognathus longimembris pacificus (Pacific pocket mouse) is the source of this 5219-nucleotide messenger RNA. RefSeq names its product RPGRIP1 like (gene Rpgrip1l). Gene Ontology annotation, biological process: retinal rod cell development; non-motile cilium assembly. Gene Ontology annotation, cellular component: photoreceptor connecting cilium. Bases 126 to 3926 code for a protein of 1266 amino acids. The transcript has 26 exons. Gene Ontology annotation, molecular function: thromboxane A2 receptor binding. NCBI's taxonomy places the organism in Eukaryota, Metazoa, Chordata, Mammalia, Rodentia, Heteromyidae. The record is from RefSeq and is a predicted model, not a curated record.
UAAGAGAACUGCAUUUCCCAGAGGGCAAUGUGGCUUGCCAGUUUUUCCCGUGCUCCUCUCGGCCGGCGCUCCACUCGGCGCUAUAGCAACGGUAGUUAGCGGCCUGGAAAGCGAGGUGAUAGGCCAUGUCUGGUCCCAGUGAUGAGACUGCAGGAGACCUGCCUGUGAAAGAUAUAGGUCUAAACCUCUUGGGAGUGGGAGGGUUACAAGAAACUUCAGCAGCUCGAACAAUGAAGUCCCGCCAGGCAGUGUCACGUGUCAGUCGUGAGGAACUGGAAGACAGAUUUUUGCGUUUGUGUGAUGAGAACAUUUUACUUAAACAGCAUGCCCGUAAGCAAGAGGAUAAAAUUAAAAGAAUGGCCACCAAGUUAAUACGGUUAGUUAAUGACAAGAAAAGAUAUGAGCGGGUUGGUGGCGGCCCCAAGCGGCUGGGACGAGACGUGGAAAUGGAAGAAAUGAUUGAGCAGCUGCAAGAGAAAGUUCAUGAGCUUGAGAGACAAAAUGAAGCCCUAAAGAACAGAUUAAUUUCAGCCAAACAGCAACAGCAAGUCCAGGGUUACAGACAAACUCCAUACAACUAUGUUCCAUCUCGUGUUAAUGCUGGGCGGAGAAAAGCAAAUGAAAAUACAGGUUUACACGAAUGCCCCAGGAAAGGUAUAAGGUUUCAGGAUGCUGAUGUACCAGAAACUACACAACCCAUGCUUACAAAAUAUGGCAAUAGUUUACUUGAAGAAGCCAGAGGAGAAAUAAGAAAUUUAGAAAAUGUUAUUCAAUCACAGAAAGGCCAGAUAGAGGAGUUAGAGCACUUGGCUGAGAUCCUGAAAACUCAGUUGAGGAGAAAAGAAAAUGAAAUUGAGUUAUCUCUUCUUCAGCUUCGAGAACAGCAAGCAACAGAUCAAAGAUCAAAUAUUCGGGACAACGUAGAAAUGAUUAAGCUUCAUAAACAGCUAGUUGAGAAAAGCAAUGCUCUUUCAGUAAUGGAAGGAAAAUUUCUUCAGCUUCAAGAGAAGCAAAGAACUCUCAGGAUCAGCCAUGAUGCACUGAUGGCAAAUGGAGAUGAGCUAAAUAUGCAACUCAAAGAACAACGUUUAAAAUGUUGCAGUCUUGAGAAACAAUUACAUUCCAUGACAUUUUCUGAAAGAAGAAUAGAAGAGCUGCAGGAUAGAAUUAAUGAUUUAGAAAAGGAACGAGAACUUUUAAAGGAAAACUAUGAUAAACUUUAUAACAGUGCCUUCGGUGCUGCCCAGGAAGAGCAAUGGAAGUUAAAGGAACAGCAGCUGAAAGUACAGAUUGCUCAGCUUGAGACUGCCCUAAAAUCUGACUUAACCGACAAAACCGAAGUCCUUGACAGAUUAAAGACUGAAAGAGACCAAAAUGAGAGACUCAUUCAAGAAAAUAGAGACCUACAGUUACGGUAUCUGGAACAAAAGCAGCAACUUGAUGAACUUAAAAACCGCAUGAAGUUUUUUAACCAGGGAAGUGAUAUUAAUGCUGAUGAAUUGAGUGAAGCUCUCCUGCUUAUAAAGGCUCAGAAAGAACAAAAAAAUGGAGACCUUUCCUUUCUAGAGAAAGUAGAUGGCAAAAUAAAUAAAGAUCUAGAACGUUCCAUGAGAGAGCUGCAGGCAACUCAUGCAGAAACAGUGCAAGAACUUGAAAAGACAAGAAACAUGCUAAUUAUGCAACACAAAAUUAAUAAAGAUUACCAGAUGGAAGUUGAGGCAGUGACCCUAAAGAUGGAAAACUUGCAGCAAGAUUAUGAACUCAAAGUGGAACAAUAUGUUCAUCUUCUUGAUAUCAGAGCUGCACGUAUCCAGAAAUUAGAAGCCCAAUUAAAGGAUAUUGCCUAUGGUACCAAGCAGUACAAAUUCAAACCAGAAAUCAUGCCAGAUGACUCUGUCGAUGAAUUUGAUGAAACUAUCCACCUAGAACGGGGCGAAAAUCUGUUUGAAAUCCAUAUCAACAAAGUAACCUUUUCUCCAGAAGUUUUGCUGGCAUCUGGAGAUGAAGAGCCUGUCACUUUCUGUACCUAUGCUUUCUAUGAUUUUGAACUACAGACAACCCCUAUAGUACGAGGCCUUCACCCACAAUAUAACUUCACUUCUCAGUAUCUUGUUCAUGUUAAUGACUUAUUUUUGCAAUAUAUUCAGAAAAAUACUAUCACUCUUGAAAUUCACAAAGCUUACAGCACAGAUUAUGAAACAAUCGCAGCAUGUCAGUUGAGAUUCCAUGAUAUUUUAGAAAAAAGUGGUAGGAUAUUUUGCACAGCAACUUUGGUUGGAACUAAAGGAGACAUCCCAAAUUUUGGCACAGUAGAAUACUGGUUCAGAUUAAGAGUACCCAUGGACCAGGCAAUUCGACUUUAUCGAGAACGGGCAAAGGCUUUGGGAUAUAUAACAUCAAAUUUUAAGGCACCAGAGAAAAUAAAAUCAUUAAGUCAGCAAGUACCCAAAACUGCUCAGCUCAGUUCAACAGAUUCCACAGAUGGCAACUUAAAUGAACUCCACAUUACAAUAAGAUGUUGCAACCACCUGCAGUCCCGAACCAGCCACCUGCAGCCACACCCAUAUGUUGUAUACAAGUUUUUUGAUUUUGCAGACCAUGACACAGCCAUCAUUCCCAGUAGCAAUGAUCCACAGUUUGAUGAUCAUAUGUGUUUCCCAGUGCCAAUGAACAUGGAUUUGGAUCGAUACCUUAAGUCAGAGUCUCUGAGUUUUUAUGUGUUUGAUGAUAGUGAUACCCAGGAGAAUUUUUACAUAGGAAAAGUCAAUGUGCCUCUGAUUUCACUGGCACAUGACAGGUGUAUCUCAGGGAUAUUUGAGUUAACAGAUCACCAAAAGCAUCCUGCAGGUACCAUACAAGUUAUAUUGAAAUGGAAACUUGCUUACCUUCCACCAACUGGAUCAAUAACUACUGAGGUCAUAGAAAAUGUCCCACAGGAAGAUGAGCUAGAAGCUGUGCAGAGACUACCUUCAACACCCUCUGUUAGCACAUUAGUUGCAGCACCAAGACCUAAACCAAGACAACGUCUAGCACCUGUGGAGAAGAAGGUGUCUUUUGUGGAUACCAUACCACAGAGUUGUGAAACGUCUACUCCUCUAGAAGAUUUGAAAGAAAUCUCACCAGAAGAGCAGACACCAGAAAUGGAAAUUAUUAUACCCAAUGCUUUACAUAUUGCCAAGGGUUCACAAGAAAGUAGUGGAACUAAGGCAAAAGAGAAUACUGAGAAAACACAGCAAGGAAAAGAAGACGACUUUUCCUUGCUGUCUGAGGGCCAGCUUGCCGAGCAAAGCCCAGCUUCUUCUGAGGAUGAAACUGAAGUCACAGAAGAAUUAGAACCAGAAGAUGAAGAUAGAUCAGAUUCUGAUAGUGAUGACUGUAUUAUUUCAGACCCUGUCUUCAAGAAUAAACAGACAUCAAAGAACAUUCGGAUUGAGAUCAUAGCUCUAAGCCUUAAUGAUUCUCGAAUAACUACAGAUGACACCAUCCAGCGGCUGUUCGUUGAGUGCCGAUUCUACAGUCUUCCCGCUGAAGAGACACCUGUAUCACUUCCAAAACCCAAGAGUGGUCAGUGGGUCUACUAUAACUAUUGCAAUGUGAUCAGCAUGGAUGAAGAAACCAACCAAGCAAAGAGAGACAUCUUAAAAGCUAUACUACUAAAGCAAAAAAUGCCUAACCAAAGCAUUCGCUUCACCGUGGUCAGCGACCCUCCAGAGGAUGCACAGGAUCUGGAAUGUGAGGACAUCGGUGUUGCUCACAUCGACCUCGCCAACAUGUUCGAAGAAGGAAGAGACAUCAUCGAGCAGAAUAUUGAUGUUUUUGAUGCGCGAGCAGAUGGUGAUGGCAUUGGCAAGCUCAAGGUGACAGUGGAGGCGCUGGAUGCCCUACGGUCUGUCUACGAGCAGUACAGAGAGGACUUAGAGGCUUGAAAGAAGCAGCUCCAGAGGCAUCUCCUACUUCUAAGUAAAUGCCCACAUGAAAGCUCUUAGAUGAGAUUUUCUGUAAUUACUCUGGUGUAUAUAAUCUAUAAUUCAUGGGGCGCUGGGAGGGUGAGGCCUGGGUUUGGGUUUGAAAUGUUCAAGUUUUGUAUAGCUUUUCAUUUGUUUAUUUUUCUAUUCCCUCCUUCCCAUGACUGCUACCCCUGAGGACUGAAGUUUCUGCAAUGGGCAACACCUUCUCAAUAAUUUAUACCUACACGAUAGCUUGAGAAAAUCUAUUUGCAUUUUCAACAUUUCCUAUGAAGAACUGAGAUGCAAUUCCCAUUUUUAUUUUUAAUAAGCAAAAGCAUAAAUCUUAGAAAAACCAAUGAAAAAAAAAACACUUUUAUGUUAUCCCUAAUCAUCCCACUAAAUGGAGUGUCUGUGAUUAGUCUCAUUAAGAGUUUUAUACUGUGAAGAUUUUAUUAGAAGCAAUAUAUGAAAAUUACUUGGAUUAAUGUGUUAAUCUUCCUCUUUAAAAUGCUAAUAUCCAUUUUAUACACAUUAAAGCUCAGUAUGCAUUUUCUUUGAUGCAUGCAGUUUCUAUCAAUUAAAUAUAAAGAAGGAGACUUGACACCAACUUAUCAAAUUACUGCAAGGGGCUUUUUUGUUUCUGUUUCUUGAAAAUUAUAUUUGUAUUGCUUUCAUGUAUUUGCAAUAAUAUGGGAUCUAGAGGUGUGUCUGUAUUAUUGGAUGGAUGUUGGAAUGGAAAAUUCACACUUUGGAAACUUAGCUUAUGACACAAAUUAUUUUAAAUAUGACUAAAUUCUGCUAUACUUAGGCCUGAAAGAAGUAUCUUUUAUCAUUUUUUUAAACUUACAUCAAGCUAAUACAAUGCUGGAGUGCAUGUGGAUAACCAGAUCCUCAAAAAGCAGCGGAGAAAGUUAAUUUUCUAGCUUUACCCAAUCUCACUGAAGGAUUUAAUUGAUAUUUUUAAUGGAGCUGUGAAUCAAUGCUGCAAAGGAAUUGUCUCUAGAGGUCUAGGAUAUAAUGCAUUUCAUUUUUUAAUUUACUUUUUUAUUUGUCAUUUUCUUCAAAGGAUUUUUAUAGGCUGUGGGUUUUCACUGUUUGCAAACAGGCUAUGUUCCUUCUUAAGCAUAUGUAAAGUAUUCAGGGAGAUAAGUAAUUUAUUAAAAUCUACCUAAUUUGCCGUGAUAUAUUAAAUCUCUGCUUCAGUGAUCACAGACCAUUUCAUUUAGAGAAUUAGGCAUUCCCUCUUUGUGUGAUUAAAGCUCUGGAAAAUGA